AUGAUAGGGACGGUCUUGGACACAGUCCUAGGCAACCCUCAGGGGGCCGUCGGUGGUCUCUUCGUUGGAUCUUUCGUUAUAUUCUGGGUUGUACCAUUUCUAUACAACCUUUUCUUCUCUCCCUUGAGAAACGUACCAGGACCAUUCUGGGCUCGUUUCACCAUCCUCUGGGAAUUUAGUCAGUUGAUGAAAGGCCGCUCGCAUGAGGAGUAUAUCAAACUGCACAAGAAAUACGGCCCGGUAGUCCGCGUCAGCCCCAAGAGAUACAGUGUCAUCGACCCACAGGACGUGAAGAAGAUAUACGGCUUUGGGGCAGAUUUCCCGAAGUCCGAGUUUUAUGACUCGUUGGGCGACCCAAAGAACAUCUUCACAGUGCGGGACAAUGAGGACCAUAAAGACCGACGCAGGAAAGUUGCAUCCCUGUAUACCAUGUCGUCCAUGGUAGCCUACGAAGAUGCAGUUGAUCGGAUGACAACUCUCUGUAUUAAAAAGAUGACUGACCUUGCCGCUAGUCGAAAGCUGAUCUCCAUACCCAAGUUCAUGCAGUUUUAUGCGUUUGACGUGAUUGGGGAGAUUACGUUUGACCAGAACUUUGGAAUGAUGGAAAACAUGGGCGACACUCAAGGCAUUAUCAAAGAGAUCCAUGCGAUGAAUAACACCAUUGGUAUCAUGGGGCUAUUGCCAGAGUUACAGAGCACCUGGCGAGCAGCACAGAAAGUUCUUUUUAGUGGAACAGCUAUGGGUAAACUGACCGAAUACAUCUGGAGUCAGUACUGGAAGCAUCGCAACACGAACAGCGGCGCCAAGCAAAAGUCCCAAUAUGACACCUUCCUGCGAAAGGUACUUGAGUUGGAGGCUGCCCACAAAGUUGGACGCAUGAAUGUCUUGGACUCCUGCGGAUCCAAUAUUGGUGCUGGUUCUGACACUACCGGUAUUACUUUGAGUGCCGCGUUGUGGUAUAUUUACCGUAACCCCGACAAGCUGGCCAAGCUGCGUCAUGAGAUUGACACCAUGACUGCUGAAGGCCGCAUUUCGGAUCCAGUGACAUAUAAGCAAGCCCAAGAGAUGCCGUACCUCAAUGCUGUCAUCAAGGAGACGCUUAGGGUGCAUCCUGGUGUUGGGACGAUUUUGGCUAGAGUUGUACCAAAAGGAGGCAUCACCCUGACCGGGGGAUAUUAUGUACCCGAAGGGACACAUAUCGGCACGAAUGCAUGGCCGCUACACUACAGCGAAACAGUCUACGGUCCUGAUGCCGAUCAAUACCGACCCGAACGCUGGUUGGAAGACAAGCCGCAGCCCGAUUACCGAGAUUCGAUGAUGUUUGCGUUCGGUAGCGGCUCUCGAACCUGCAUUGGCCGCAAUAUUAGUCUUCUGGAGAUCACUAAGGUCUUGCCCCAGAUCGUCCGCAAAUUUGACUUGAAGUUCGAGGAGAAGAAGGAUCCAUGGGAUGCGUGGUGUGCGUGGUUCGUUUACCCGAAGUACAAAUGUUGGAUUGAACCACGGAAGCCGGUCGAAAAUGUGGCUUAG
Molecule: messenger RNA, 1527 nt
Organism: Aspergillus oryzae RIB40
Lineage: Eukaryota; Fungi; Ascomycota; Eurotiomycetes; Eurotiales; Aspergillaceae
Product: cytochrome P450
Exons: 5
Coding region: 1-1527 (508 amino acids)
Molecular function (GO): oxidoreductase activity, acting on paired donors, with incorporation or reduction of molecular oxygen; monooxygenase activity; iron ion binding
Source: RefSeq, a predicted model, not a curated record